AACCAAAGGGUCACCAAUAGGAACCAUUUAUUGAAACUCUCAAAAACCCUCUGAAAGUAGAACCAAAGUCACUGUGUGUGUGUGUGUGUGUGUGUGAGAGAGAGAGAGAGAGAGAGAGAGAUGGCAAAAGAUAGUUGUCUAGCGAGAAUAACUGCUGGGGUUGCUGUGGGCGGUGCAGUUGGUGGCGCUGUUGGUGCUGUUUAUGGGACUUAUGAGGCUAUUAGAUACAGGGUGCCUGGUCUUAUGAAAAUCAGAUACAUUGGACAAACAACUUUGGGCAGUGCAGCCAUUUUUGGUCUCUUCUUGGGUGCUGGGAGCUUGAUACACUGUGGAAAGUCUUACUAAGCAUAUCUUUGCUAGCUGCAGUUAAACUUUUUGAUUACCCGAGUCGUUAUCAGACUAGUGUGCCUGUGUAAUUCCUAUAUUUUUUUGUGUAUUUCAGUUAAGUUAUGAUGCUUGAAUUGGUGAUUCAAAAUUGAGCUUUUCUCUAACAUUUCUGCUGCAGUUUAUGGCUCAGUUGGUAGGCCAUGGUGUAACCUCGUUCCCCUCUUUCCAUCAUUUAACAAUAAUCAUCAAAAAAAGAGAAGGGAAAAAGUUUUAUAGCGUGUUCGAAUGGUAA
Molecule: messenger RNA, 619 nt
Organism: Nicotiana tabacum (common tobacco)
Lineage: Eukaryota; Viridiplantae; Streptophyta; Magnoliopsida; Solanales; Solanaceae
Biological process (GO): protein import into mitochondrial matrix; protein insertion into mitochondrial inner membrane
Cellular component (GO): TIM23 mitochondrial import inner membrane translocase complex
Source: RefSeq, a predicted model, not a curated record